Molecule: messenger RNA, 2222 nt
Organism: Anopheles arabiensis
Lineage: Eukaryota; Metazoa; Arthropoda; Insecta; Diptera; Culicidae
Product: sodium/potassium/calcium exchanger 3-like
Exons: 6
Coding region: 209-1930 (573 amino acids)
Biological process (GO): calcium ion transmembrane transport; intracellular calcium ion homeostasis
Cellular component (GO): membrane
Molecular function (GO): calcium, potassium:sodium antiporter activity; calcium channel activity
Source: RefSeq, a predicted model, not a curated record
AGGUUGACUUUCUUCAUAGACUGGCAGUGGUUGUGUGUGGAAGAGCGGUGCGAUCCCAAGGAUACGGUGCACAGUGCAAUCGUAGGAGUUGUGUAGGCACAUACAGUAAUCUUAGCAGUGAUCCCAGCACGAACGACAAGUGAAGCGAAGUUAUUGCCUUUGGGAUAUUCGGCAGAAGCAAACUCGAGUUCGAGUGUCGGCACGUGAGAUGGUCAAAGCUGGGACUAAAACCUCAAGCGAUAGUUCGUUCUGUGGCAUCCGCAAUCGACGCGUGCGCAUAGCGUUUGUGCUGCGUGUGUUGUUUGUGCUGUGUCUAGGGUCGUUACAUGUGCUCAAUCUUGCUUUAGCGCCAACAGACAGCAAACGAACGAGCGAUGGCUUGCGCUCGGUUGGCGCAGCCGGUGGUCGAAGGCUGCUAACCAUACCACAGAGCGAGGUGGAACUGUUGGAUUUGCUUAACGGAACACUUCCAUCCGAGUUUAGCUCCACCACGGAAGAGUCGACCGUGGAUGGAGUCGACAAUGCGACCGAACCUGCAGCAACUGAGCGUAAUUGUACUCCGGCCGCCAUCUUUGAGUUUCCUUCGGAUGGGUUUACGCGCGAGGAUCGCCGACAUGGUUGGAUAUUGGUGCACAUAGUGAUCGCCUGCUACUGCUUCUGGCUGCUUGCCAUCGUGUGCGAUGAUUACUUUGUCCCGGCGAUCGAGUUGAUGUGCAAAAAACUGCAGGUAAAGGAAGAUGUGGCAGGUGCUACGUUUAUGGCGGCGGCCUCCUCCAGCCCGGAACUUUUCAUCAACUGCGUGGGCACGUUCGUGACGAAGGGCGAUCUGGGCGUGGGUGCUGUGGUAGGAUCGGCCGUCUUUAACAUUCUGGCCGUGCCAGCCGUUUGUGGACUUUUAGGUGGUCAGGUCGUACAGCUAAGAUGGUGGCCCGUAACGCGCGAUUCCAUGAUGUACGGAAUAGCGGUGAUGGGUUUAAUUGGAGUCCUGUAUGAUGGCAAAGUGAUGUGGUACGAGGCCACUGUACUGGUGUCUGCUUACGUGUUUUACAUUACCGCGAUGUACUGCAACGAUACGAUCAACCGCUUCAUGUCGAAAACGUUCCGCCGGAAAUCCUACAUACGCCCGUACACGGAGGUGACGGAAAUUUCGCCCCUGCUUUCGAAUGGAGCGGGCGCAAAGUCAGCCCCUGGAGCGGCCAAGAACGGCACGAACGGUCAGCAUGCCUGCGACAGUGACGCUAGCGAUGACAGCUUCGAGGAGUACGAACUGGCGACCUCACCGUGGAACCAUCGGGACGACAGCUUGACGGCGUUCGUGUGCCGCUGGCCCAUCACGCUGGUAUUGUGGGCGACCAUCCCCGACUGUCGGCGCUAUCCCCGGCUGCGCCUGGUCACCUUCUUUGCCUGCAUCUUCUGGAUUGGCAUCACGUCCUACUUUGUCGCGUUCCUCAUCACCGUCGUCGAUAAUCAACCGUUCUUUCGCUACUUUCAAGGUGACACGAUCGACAUACCGGACUCGGUGAUGGGCCUGACGUUCCUGGCGGCGGGCACCAGCGUACCGGAGGCGGUGUCCAGCAUUAUCGUCACGAACCAGGGCCACGGUGAGAUGGGCAUCAGCAACUCGAUCGGCUCGAACACGUUCGACAUACUGCUGUGCCUGGGGUUGCCCUGGUUGAUUAAGUCACUUGCCUUCCCGGCCGUCCCAGGCGAACGGUGGGUUGCGCUUAACUCGUCCGGGCUCACCUACUCGGCCAUUUCGCUCCUGUCGACACUGUGCGGCCUGUACCUGGCGUUCUGGUGCAAUCGCUUCAAGCUCGACUGGAAAGUGGGCCUCACCUGUCUGUCGAUGUACAUCGGCUUCCUGACCGUGUCGAGCCUGAUAGAGCUGAACGUGUUUUUCCCAGUGAAUCUUCCUACCUGUCCCCACUGAUACGGCGUAUGAUCUCAGUGCUUCGGUGGGAUGGUCGAAUGGCAGUAGGGAUUUUUGUGUACGUGUAUGGCUAGAGUAGAUGCAAUUACCAAUCGUUGGGGUUGUUUGGUGCGUAGGGUUACUGUUUUAAAUGAUAUAUUUAAAGCACGGCAUUUGUAGUUAGUAAAGCUGUUCGCAACGGUUCGUUGUACAUACGGGGCAAACAGCGACCAGCCGCACGACUGUUUUAUUCGGGAGUAUUUAAACGAGCUGUUUUAGUAGUUAAAAAUAAAGCGAAAAUAUAAAAAUGACA